This is a messenger RNA of Tigriopus californicus, 3135 nucleotides long. RefSeq lists its product as uncharacterized. The coding region runs from base 256 to 2679 and encodes 807 amino acids. The transcript is spliced from 4 exons. Gene Ontology annotation, cellular component: membrane. Gene Ontology annotation, biological process: sodium ion transmembrane transport. The record is from RefSeq and is a predicted model, not a curated record. Lineage: Eukaryota; Metazoa; Arthropoda; Copepoda; Harpacticoida; Harpacticidae. Gene Ontology annotation, molecular function: ligand-gated sodium channel activity.
GUUGCCGAUCAAGUCUGUUCGUGGAGGGUGGACCGAGAUCACAGUUUGACUGGCUCGUUCCCCCGGCAUCUUCACCACUUCAAGUGAAUAAUCGUGUUCCCAGUUGACAAGUUCCAUAAGCAAGUGAGUGCCCAGGUUGUGUUGUAAGAGCCGAACAAUAAUCGUUAACACCCAUGGAAAUGGGCACCUUGAUUCGAUCGUGGAACACCAAAGCUCAGCGGAGCUGGAACCAAUUGGAUUGGUGACCAAUGUGCCAUGGAUGGAAAUUCGCCCAGAGGCAUGACCCGACCUUUGUUAAUGGCUCAGAGCUCGGAUUCCAAUUGCAGUCACCUUAUGGCCAAUGGGUGGUACCCGACCACAGGGUCGACGGAGAGAACGCAAGUGAAGACCCCCAAACGAGAUGGCUUUUCUUGUAAGAUUGAAAAUGGCCACGCUACUCCUCGUGGAGCGGAUAUCGUCAAGAGGUCUUGGACGAACUUUGAAACCUUUUGCAACUGCACCAGUUUGCAUGGAUGGAAGUACCUGUCCACCAAUGUCAAUAAGACCUUAAGGAUUGGCUGGGUGUGUGUGGUGCUCGCCUCCAUGGGUGUUGCCUCGUUCUUUCUUGGUUAUUCGCUCAAUGACUUCUUGGCCUCUACAGUACAAACCACUCAAGACACAUCCAGAGCCUCAUUGGACCACGUGUUCUUUCCCUCCGUCACCUUGUGUAACAUCAAUCAAGGUCGAAGGUCGUUCUUUCUCCAAAACGGCCUCAACCAUGAUGGAUCCAUGCUUCAUUCCGUCCUCGGGCAGGCCUAUUUUGGACUCAAGGAGAAUUUGUCGGAUAGUCAAAUGGAAAAACUUAGGGCUCUUUUUAGCUCGGAAGAGGUCAUGAGAAAGGGCAUCUUCACAGACAUGAUGUAUAUGAAGACCACUUCGAAAGAAGAGGCCCAGACAAUGCCAGACAUUGACCAAUGGCAAGAGAGUCAAAGUUUCGACUUCAUCACAGAUGCGGGCUGGUAUUUCAAAACAUUAGCCGCUCAAGAACCUGGAGAGAACAACGUUUUGUUAGCCUCAUAUGGGAAGACCUUCAAGGACACCGAGCAACAUACGGACUUGUUGCCUUUCUUCGGGACCGACUACGGGUUAUGCAGUUUGGUCAAGCCUCAAAUAUCUUUCAACCAAACCCUUAGUCAGUUACCUUUUGAGGUUCUAAUGACCAAUUACACACGAACUAUCAAGCCCGGUAUCCAAUUGGGCAAGGAGAACGGACUCACGUUGCUCCUGGAUGCCGAAGUCUACGACUACGCCUUCUCCCCUCAACGCGGUGAAGGCUUCAAAUUGGCCAUCCAUUCUCAUAUGGAUCAGCCCAUCAUGGCACUAAGUGAUAUCGAUCUUAGUCCCGGGUUCGUCACCCAACUAUCCGUCACCCCGACCUUGCGGGAUACCACGAAUGCCGCUCGUUGGCGGUUCAGUCCGGAGGAACGUGGUUGCUACUUUGAUGGAGAGCUCGAGUUCAAAUAUUUGCCGAGUAGCUUAUACAGAUAUGGACUUUCCAACUGCCUGUUCGCUGCCACUUAUGAUCAAAUCCUAGAGCGAUGCCAAUGCGUCCCGUUCUUCCACACCAUGGCCUACAACGAUUAUCCGCGGAUAUGCUCGGGCACGAGUUUGAUGUGCAUGAACGACAUCCUUCGCGAUAUCGGAAGUCACACCCACGUGAAAACCAACCAGAGUGGCCAGAUCGUUUGGAAGCCCUGUCUGUUCUCGUGCCAAGACCAAAGCUACACCACGUCCGUGACCACGUCCACAUUCCCCAACAUGCACACGUUUCUCCGUGGUCCAGAGUUCUGUCUCAUGCUGCGGAAGCUCAAAUCCUCGUGCCAAACGUCGAAAAACAUCACUCUGGAUGAGCAGUAUCCGAAUUUGUGCCCACUCAUUGGUCAGUUCCCUCAGCUCUGCCUUACCAAAACAUUUGGACCCAAGGGUGAGGAGAGUUACAUUGAAUUCUUCAACGCUUCCCAUGAGAACCCUUUGCCGGAGGAGGAUGUGCUACAAGUGAUUUUCUCCGAUGAGAUGACUUUGCGGCAAGAGGCCCUUCAACUCAUUAGUUUGCUGCACAAGUAUGCCCGGGAAAACUUAUUGUUAGCUAAUAUUUACAUCAAGGACCCAGCUGUUACCAUGAUCAAACGCGAUCAAAAGAUCCCAGUGAUCUGGUUCGUGGCCAAUGUGGGUGGCAUCCUGGGCCUCUGUAUGGGUUGUAGUUUAGUGACCGUUUUCGAGGUGCUUCACCAUUUUCUUCUCCUCUUCUUGAAGACGGGUAAGAGGAGUGUGUCCAAGAUACAACGAACCAUGCGUUUAGCUAGUUUUAACGUGAAUGAACCUGCCUCCAGUCGGAGAAAUCGGAGUCGGUCCACGCGGAGAGCUGCCGGAGGCUCGCCAUUCUUCCAAAAAUACUCAAACUCCUCAUUUCCUUUGGCCGGGACCACCGGAUCCGUGGACCUCAUUCACGUCCCAAACAACCAUUGCUCAAGAAACUCUAAUUUCCUCGCCGUUCCUCUGAGCAGACAGAGGGUCGAGGAGGGAAAUUCAAAGACAAAAACCACUACAACCACCACCUUGUUACGUGUGAAUGGCGAUGCCAGUCAUGAGACUUGGAGAAGUGAGGUGUGUCGUUGGACUCAUCGUCGAACCAGUGUGUAGGCCAUGUAUUGCGCUUGGUUGUUGAGUUUCAAAUUUGCCGCCAUUUGCUAAAAUGUGCCUUUUCAGUAUAAGAAAGUCCGAAGAAGGUCGUACACCUUUGAUCAUUCCAUGGAACAGACGGCUCAAGUUGUAGUUUGCAAUCAAACUGAAAAUAAUUAUCUAUGAAUCAGGAAAUCAACAUGAAGAUAUAUUUAUAAAGUAUAUAGAUGGAAAUACAUAAAACUAGUAAAGCAUGCACUUUCAUCCCAGGGUCUACCUUCCUUUGAACGUAAGUUGAGUGACUAAUGACUUCCGCUCUUCCGAAUCCGCUUCCUUUUCCAACAGAUUUGUCUUGCCAUUUCUCUGUUGAGCGGGCACAAAACGAUCAAGAGAAAUGGAGGAAUCAUGCUUUCAAGAUAUGGUAAAUAAUACAUGCUUAAAAAGAAAUAUAUAAGCUGCAAUUCUGCUCACGUUCAA